AUGUUGCUCGCGUGUUUGACGGUCGUCGCGGCGCUCGCGGGCGUCGGUUCCGCCCAAUUCGUCAACGGCAGGAAACUGGAACUGCCGGUACCGUCGCUAUGCGCCGGCAGGACGACAGACGCUACCUCGCCUGCGGGUAGCAAUUAUUUCUACAGCUGGAGGAGGCCCGAGAUCGACGAAGAGGACUGGCUGGGCUCGAGAAACUACUGCAGGAUGCGGUGCAUGGACACCGUCUCCUUGGAAACUACCGCGGAAAACGAAUGGAUCAAAAAUGUCAUCGCUCAGGAAAAUGUGAACCAGGUGUGGACGUCGGGCCGGAUAUGCGACUUCAAGGGCUGCGACCGCGAGGACCUGCAGCCGCGCCACAUAAACGGCUGGUUCUGGACGGCCAUAUUCAAGAAAAUGGCGCCAACUACCGAUCGAGUGCAGAACGACUGGUCGCACACCGGUCCUUUGGGCACACCGCAACCGGACACCACUAACGUGAUUCAGCACCAGACGGAAAAUUGCCUCGCCAUAUUGAACAACCACUACGGCGACGGCAUCAGGUGGCACGAUGUGCCGUGCAACAAAAGGCGCUUCUUCAUCUGCGAGGACAGCGACGAGCUACUCAGAUAUGUCCGCUAUACGAAUCCCGAACUCCACAUACGAUAAAACCCGAAU
Molecule: messenger RNA, 663 nt
Organism: Cylas formicarius (sweet potato weevil)
Lineage: Eukaryota; Metazoa; Arthropoda; Insecta; Coleoptera; Brentidae
Exons: 4
Coding region: 1-654 (217 amino acids)
Source: RefSeq, a predicted model, not a curated record